AUGGUGUCCUUUUCGUGCGAGAACUGUGGUGAUAUCCUCACUAAGAAGAAGCUCGACCCCCACCGUAACCAGUGUCGUGGCGCGUCUUUCACCUGUAUCGACUGCAUGGUUCAUUUCUACGGUACUGAGUAUCGUGCCCACACGUCAUGCAUGAGCGAGGCGCAAAAGUAUCAGGGCGCGUUGUAUAAAGAAAAGCCGAACAAGAAGGGCCCGAAAACUCCGAAUCAGAAUGCAAAGAAUAACGCCAAUGCGCGCAAUCAGCAACCCCGGGUGGAGGACGCUUCCGCCUCUGAUGCAGAUCUCGUCAAGUCCCAUAUCAACAUUCCCCCUCCUCCGGCCCCUACUCCCCCUCCUGCGGGCGAGGCGAAGUCCACCUCCGCUGCAUUGAACAAGGAUAACAAGGCUGUCAAUGUCUUCGACUACCUGGUCACCGACGAGACCCCGAAUGCGUCAAAGGUCUCGCUAGCCACGCCCAAGGAGCAAAUGGCCAUGAACCCCAAGGCGCGCUCUCUGUUCGAACCCAGCAAUGCUCUUGCCAAGCUGGAUACCAAAACGGAUGACGAGGGCAACUACGAUAUUGCAUAUGAGGAGAAUGGCUUUUCAUAUGGCGGAGGUCCCAUUCCGCCGUCCAUGUACCCCAACGAUGUGCCCAAUGUCUCGACCGAGUUCGUUACACCGGCACCUAAGAAGAAGAAGGACCGCAAGGAAAAGCGCUCUGCUACAACUAGCGAGAAGAAGCGGAAGCGUGGCCAGGGCGACGAGAUGGGCAGCCCGCAAAACGACAUUGACACUCCUAUGAUGGACGCCCCUUCCAGCGUUAUCAACAACGCAGGCACGCCGAUGCUGGCCCACUCUGGCCUGACCGGCAAUUUGAACCGCAUGAUGCGCUCUCCCUCGUCCAACGCAGAUGAGACGCCCGACCACAUCGUCCGCGCGCCCUAUAACGAUGCCUCAUCCCCAAUCAAGCGCACACGCCGCAACGGCAAGGAAGCAAACGGUGACCAAGGCCUUGGGAUCUCAAUGAAGAACCGUGCCGAGCGCUUCGUCUCCUCCAUGUUCGGCGGCUCCGUCGUGUCAAAUGGCAGCAAUGCCAGUAAGGAAGAUACCUCCCGCGCUCUCGUCCGCACUCGACGAGGCAGCUCAUCCAGCGGCGACGGCCAGCUGGAAGUCCGCAAGAAGAAGUCCCAUCGCUCGCACAACACCUCGGAAACACACGAGCGCGAGCGCGAGCGCAAGUCCAAGCGCAAGAGCAGCAACCCCACGGACGGAGACCGGCCCUCGCGCCGCCAGAAACAGACCGAUGAGCGUCGACGCUCUUACUCCCGCUCCCCUCACCGCGACAGUCGCCAGGUGACAAUCUACCAUAAGUCAAAGGCGCUGACUCACGGUGAAGACCCUCUGCAGCGCGAAAUGGCUACACAUUUCCUGUCCAUUGUCUCCAAAGAUAAUGACCGCGGCUGCUCCGUCCACAAGGCUCUCAAGCGCUUCCAUCGCGAUUUCUCGGAUGAGAAUGAUGCUGAUCGGGGCCGCGAUCAGGGACGGAGUCGGGCGGACCGGGAACGGAGGGCCGAGGAUGAGAAGGAUCUUUGGCGCUCGCUACGACUGAGACGGAAUGACCGUGGGGAAAUUGUUGUUUUUGUCUGA
Messenger RNA from Penicillium cinerascens, 1644 nucleotides. RefSeq names its product LYAR-type C2HC zinc finger protein. NCBI's taxonomy places the organism in Eukaryota, Fungi, Ascomycota, Eurotiomycetes, Eurotiales, Aspergillaceae. Gene Ontology annotation, molecular function: DNA binding. Gene Ontology annotation, biological process: negative regulation of transcription by RNA polymerase II; rRNA processing. The transcript is spliced from 3 exons. Gene Ontology annotation, cellular component: nucleolus. Bases 1 to 1644 code for a protein of 547 amino acids. The record is from RefSeq and is a predicted model, not a curated record.